UUUUGUUUUUGAUUUAAAACAACAACACUACAUCAUGUCUGGACGUGGUAAAGGCGGCAAAGUCAAGGGGAAGGUCAAGUCUCGUUCUAACCGUGCCGGACUGCAAUUUCGUGGACGUAUACAUAGACCGUUGCGUAAUGGAAAUUACGCGGAACGCGUUGGCGCCGGUGCACCUGUUUAUCUAGCCGCCGUUAUGGAGUACCUAGCCGCUGAAGUUCUAGAGUUGGCAGGAAACGCCGCUAGGGACAACAAGAAAACCAGAAUCAUACCUAGACAUCUUCAAUUGGCGAUAAGAAACGACGAGGAGUUAAACAAACUUCUCUCCGGUGUGACCAUCGCACAGGGCGGCGUGUUGCCGAACAUUCAAGCGGUGCUGCUGCCCAAAAGACCGAGAAGAAGCUUUAAUUAA
Messenger RNA from Manduca sexta (tobacco hornworm), 409 nucleotides. Its product is annotated as histone H2A-like. Gene Ontology annotation, cellular component: nucleosome. The coding region runs from base 35 to 409 and encodes 124 amino acids. The record is from RefSeq and is a predicted model, not a curated record. Gene Ontology annotation, molecular function: protein heterodimerization activity; DNA binding; structural constituent of chromatin. Lineage: Eukaryota; Metazoa; Arthropoda; Insecta; Lepidoptera; Sphingidae. The transcript has a single exon.